AUGAUCCAUUUUGCAUGGAUUCUGGCAGCAUGGGUCGCUGCUGGCGCUGAGGCGAAGAACUUGCGUGGCUUGAUUGACGAAGGCCCGGAAGAAGGAGGCUGGUUCCCAGAACUUCGAGACGAAGUUGCCAAGUUUGCAAGCAAAGCUAUGCAAGCUCUGGACAUUGAGGGAAGCCAAGGAGGUGCACCGCGGGCGGAUAUCAACACCACAGCGAGUGGUGAGCACUUGGUCGAGGAGCUUCUCAGCAACAAGAAGCUCACGCAGGAGGUUCGUCUGAAGCCCAAUGCCGUCGGCUUGAUUGAAGCGGGCCGAAUCUACGACAUCUACAUGAAGGAUGCCCAAGUCGGCGCCGGGACCCAUGUCUCGGUAGAGGACGAUGAGGUGCACUUCGUCGUGGAAGACUUGAGCGUCCAUGUGGAAUGCAAUUACGAUCUUCGUCUUACCGAGUACCAGUACGGUGAGUCCGGCAAAGUUGAGGCGCGCUUGUGUGAGACUGAGACCAGCGACGGCCAUGGCGGUUUCAUGUGCUAUCCAGGUCAUGCAAAUGUCAUUGUACUACUGUAUCUCAACCUGAUGACGUGGACCACGUAG
Molecule: messenger RNA, 591 nt
Organism: Symbiodinium natans
Lineage: Eukaryota; Dinophyceae; Suessiales; Symbiodiniaceae
Source: the annotation of a GenBank genome assembly